AUGAGUGUGGUGCCUUCCAUUGCUACCGAGAGUCUCCACGAUAUAUAUCUGACCUCUCCGCCAGGUUGCUGUCCCUCCAAGGAUGACCAGAGACCUAGACUGAUUCACAUGCUUUCGACACCGAGGGCGGUCCCGCCAACGUCGCCCUUCGCGCCCCGGCAUCUCCUGUCCAUCGCCGAUCUGACGUCGACCGAAUUCGCCACCCUCGUGCGCAAUGCCUCCGCCCACAAGAAGCACGGCCGCUCGGGCUCCAUCCAGCAGAACUUGGUCGGGUCGUUGACCGGCAAAACGGUGGCGAUGAUCUUCAAUAAACGCAGCACGCGGACCCGCAUCUCCACCGAGGGGGCCGUCGCCCAGAUGGGCGGUCAUCCGAUGUUCUUGGGCAAGGACGAUAUCCAGCUCGGCGUGAACGAGUCGUCCUACGACACGUCCGUGGUCGUCUCGUCCAUGGUCUCGGCGGUGGUCGCGCGCGUCGCCCAGCACGCCGAGGUCGCGGAUCUGGCCAAGCACUCGACCGUGCCCGUGAUCAACGCGCUGUGUGACCGCUACCAUCCGCUGCAGGCCGUGGCCGAUUUCCAGACCAUCCACGAGACCUUCACCCGCAAGGCCCACCGCCUCUCCGGCCUGGGCCUGGAGGGGCUGAAGAUUGCCUGGGUGGGGGACGCCAACAAUGUUCUGUUUGACAUGGCCAUCGCCGCCGCCAAGAUGGGCGUCGACCUGGCCGCGCGGCAGGGGACCGGAGCCCCGCGGGCGGGCCAGCUGCACCAGACCAAUGUCCCCGAGGAGGCGGUCCAGGGCGCGGAUCUUCUGGUGACGGACACCUGGGUCUCCAUGGGGCAGGAGGCGGACCAGCGCCGGCGUCUGACCGACUUCGAAGGGUUCCAGAUCACCGCCGAUCUGGCCAAGCGGGGCGGAGCCAAAUCGGGGUGGAAGUUCAUGCAUUGCUUACCGCGGCACCCGGAGGAGGUGAGUGACGAGGUGUUCUAUGGGCCGCGCUCCCUCGUGUUCCCCGAAGCGGAGAAUCGACUCUGGGCGGCGAUCGCGGUCCUGGAGGGCUUGGUGGUGAAUCGGGGCCGCAUUGAAUGGACGGGACCGUAG
Aspergillus campestris IBT 28561 is the source of this 1098-nucleotide messenger RNA. RefSeq names its product ornithine carbamoyltransferase. Gene Ontology annotation, cellular component: mitochondrion. The coding region runs from base 1 to 1098 and encodes 365 amino acids. The record is from RefSeq and is a predicted model, not a curated record. Gene Ontology annotation, biological process: L-citrulline biosynthetic process. NCBI's taxonomy places the organism in Eukaryota, Fungi, Ascomycota, Eurotiomycetes, Eurotiales, Aspergillaceae. The transcript has 3 exons. Gene Ontology annotation, molecular function: ornithine carbamoyltransferase activity; amino acid binding.